UCCCUCAUCAGUGACAGGGUUAAAGAUGUGUCCCUCAUCAGUGACAGGGUUAAAGAUGUGUUCGUCAUCAGUGACACAUUUAAAGAUGUGUCCCUUAUCAGUGACACGUUUAAAGAUGUGUACCUCAUCAGUGACACUAGAUAUUAAGUAAUGAAUUCAUGUUGAGAUGUUAUACCAAUGGACAGAACACAUAGAAGGACAUGUCAGCUGAUGAUGGAGCAAGAAAAGGAAGCCGUGUCUUUUGUACAAUUUUUUUAGCUAUUUUCACUUACUCAAUUAAUUUAUCAAAUGUAAUUUUGCAAUUGAAAUGUGGCCAUAUUUUGCAAUGUGGAAAUGUUGCCAUGGAAAGCAGUAUAUUAUUUCCUAUGUUGACGACAUUUUCUUGGCAUCUAGGACCAUUUUGCAGUAUAUCUGAUUAUUGUUCAGGAAGAAAAUGUUUUCUCCUCUGAAGCAGUUGAUUAGGAUGGUGAAAGUAAUACUGUGUUGAGCUGCCUGCAUGGUCCUGUGAGAUAUGUAAAGUGGAGGGAAAAUCCUGCUACUGCAUGUCUAUGUAAUAGUAGCAUAGGCAUUCUGUCAGGUCCACCUGGCUGCAGUAUUCUCCCGUCCGUCCACUGCCUCCUCCCAACUUUAUUGCCUCUAGCACUUCCUGUUAAUCAACCAUGGCGCUGACUGUUGGCUACUUUUCCGCUGUCAAUUUCACAGAAUAAAUAUUAUGAAUAAAUAAGAAAGAUGAAGGUUGACUGAAACAUUGUGUAACUUGACAAAUUAUACAUUUGUGAUAUUACCUUUCAACAGCCGUCUCGUGUUGCCCUAACCUCACGUUAGUGCCGCGCUAGUCAAAUCAGUCAAGGCAGUGCUUUCUCAUACCGUAGAACACUGAGAUGAAGACAAUAGUCCAGAACUGUGCUGUUGUGCUAUUUGAGAACGAGAGGUGUGAAACAGUUGACAUGAAAUCAAUAGGCUUCUGUGUAGAUGGUGAAGUGGAGGAGGAGAGGAGAGGAGAGGAGAGGAGAGGAGAGGAGAGGAGAGGAGAGGAGAGGAGAGGAGAGGAGAGGAGAGAGAGAGAGAGAGAGAGAGAGCAUAAAGUAGUGGACCUUACCAUCCGGCGUUCAGUGACUGUCUAUCACAUGUAUUUGUUUUCAUCAUCAUACAGACCACCUUUCUUUUCAUCUUCCCAGUCCAACCCCAGCCCCAGUCCAACCCCAGUCCAGCCCAGACACUCAGAGAGUCUAACUCUAUCUCUGAGAUUUCUAUAGAGCAGAGGGGGGAGUAGAGCAGAGCAGAGCAGCAGGCCCUCCCACCGCCUACAUAGAGCAGAGGGGGGAGUAGAGUAGAGCGGAGCAGCAGGCCCUCCCACCGCCUAUAAAGGACAGCCAUACGGAGACACUCAGACAGAAAUCACACGUGUAUCUGUGUAGAGGCAGAGGGAGGCUAACAGCACACUGAGGGGAACUCAGAGGAAACAGACGCUCACAAUAUAGCCAGCCAGGAGUGAAGGAGGGGUCCACCUUGAGAUAGAGAAAGACAGACAGACAGAGAAGAGAAAGAGAGAUAGGUGACAGAGUGAGACAGAGAAAGAGAGAAAGAGAGAGAGAGAGGUGAGAGAAGCAGAGAAAGAGCGAGAGAUAUCAAAUAGUGAUUUCAUCUGAGUGUCUUGAUCUCUUUUGUCCUCAUGUCCAAGGAUUAAGUAGAGGAUCUACAGUACUGGGGGAUCUGGUCUUUCUACAGGUCUCUAUAUGAGAGAGGAGUCUCCCACCUGUCUUGUAGAUCUGGACUGAUGUCUUUUAAGAUGGUGCGUACGGCUCCCCCAAGCCGCUUCCUCUUCUCCGACAUCAACAUGAUGUCAGAGGACGAGGAGGAGAACGGCGGCAGCGAGAGCUCGGGCUCCGACUCCCAGAAGUCCUCCUUCCGUCUCAACGGCGGCUCCAACGGGUUUCAGAUCAAGGUGGGAAGCAGGAAGAGGAAGUUCUGCGGAGUUGCCGGGAGGCUGGCGGGGCCCCCGAUGGUGGCAGGGGCCCCGGUGGUGGAGGUGCGGCAGAGGAACGUGGCAAACGCUCGAGAGAGGGACCGCACCAACAGCGUGAACACAGCCUUCACUGCCCUGAGGACCCUCAUCCCCACCGAGCCAGCUGACAGGAAGCUGUCCAAGAUCGAGACUCUGCGGCUGGCGUCCAGCUACAUCUCCCACCUGGGUAAUGUGCUGCUGGUGGGCGAGGCGUGUGGGGAUGGGCAGCCGUGCCACACCUCCACACCCCAAUUCCACCACCACACCCUCCACAGUCUCAGCCCCUCGCCCGGCCGGGGCUCAGAGAACCAGCCCAAACACAUCUGUACUUUCUGCCUCAGCAAGCAGAGGAAAAUGAACAAAGACAGAGACAGAAAAACAACUGUAAGAAGAUAACGCCUGAAGGACAGAAACAUCCAGAGGAUAAAUAUCCAACACUAUUGUGAAGGAUCAGUUCACUUUGCCUAUUCUUCAAAUGAAAGUUGUAAUUACAGUUGUGUACUUAAUGAGAAUACAAUAUUUGUAUCAUGUAUAUAUAUAUAUAUAUAUUGAAAGCACAAUGGUGUAUUUAAGACCAUGGAGGAUUUGAUAUGUGUGUUAAGGGAGGAUGUGGGAGCAAAAAGUCCAUGAAACAUGAGAUGAUAUAUAUACUCAUGACCAUUUAGUUAAUAUCUAUCCUUAAACUACUGGGCAUUAUAAUGAACAGGCAGAGGAGGACAGCUAUUUCAACGGCUGCAGCCCAAAUGGCACUAUAUUCCCUAUAUUGUGCACUACUUGGGCUCUGGAAACACAAAUGACUCGUUACUGAACCUUCCACGGACUUCAGAGCACCCAAAUAUGACAUAACACCACUCUAGAACCCUCCCUGGACUGUAUGCCCUUCACUCUCAUCAAUACGUGCUGGAUGUUCAUGUUAUUGAUGUUCAACAUAUUGUGCUACUACGCUGAUGGAUCUGAAGUGUACUGGCUGAAUCAUGGGAGAAAGGCAAUCCUUUAGGAAGAAUCAGCAGUAGUUCAGUACCAUGCAGACCCCGACAUCCCCCACCCUUUCAUCAAUUACCAAUCAGAUGGAUUUGUAAAGCUCUUCUUUUUUUACAUCAACAGUUGUUACAGAGUGCUUUUCAGAAGCACAAGCAGAAGCACAGCCCUCAGUCUCAGACAGUGGUGAUGGUGACUGGCAGAGCAGAGGAACAGAUCCUAGAUUACAUCUGCAGGUAGAGCUCUGGAAGUCUGCCUGUCUCGUCCCCUGACUGUCCUCUCGUUUACCUUUGGAAUUCCAUGUGCUCCCUCUGUCUCUCCUCCUCUUCUCCUGCGUUCUUCCUUCCCAGGAGCGCUACUGACUCACAGGCUCUGUUCUGAUGGCUUUACAAUGUGUGCAGGGUUCACUCAGAUUGUCCUCUGUCCUGCAUCUUUGCUGCUUCCUUUUCUAUCCGCCAUCCGUGACCCCUGUUUGAAGAAGAAGAAGAAGAGGUCCACUUCAUUGUGCUAUAUCCAUGGAUGUCCAACUGCUCCUUGUCUUGGGCUUUUUGUCCGACCCCUCCAAAGACUUACACACACAUACAGUGGUUUGAGAGCUCUGACAGAUUUCGAUCCACCUCCUGAAAAAUCAUCAAGAUCUUUUCAUAAAUAGUUGAACAUUUGGAAAUCUGGGCCAAUGUUGUGUAUUGUUUAUGUGUUUUUGUAUUGUUUAUGUAUUGUUCGAUAAAAAUAUGUUUUAUGCUAAUGCUCCUUUUCGUGUUAUAUCAUGUGGUCUUCGGAU
This is a messenger RNA of Oncorhynchus kisutch (coho salmon), 3764 nucleotides long. RefSeq names its product scleraxis bHLH transcription factor b (gene scxb). Lineage: Eukaryota; Metazoa; Chordata; Actinopteri; Salmoniformes; Salmonidae. Gene Ontology annotation, molecular function: DNA-binding transcription factor activity, RNA polymerase II-specific; RNA polymerase II transcription regulatory region sequence-specific DNA binding; protein dimerization activity. The record is from RefSeq and is a predicted model, not a curated record. The transcript has 2 exons. Bases 1778 to 2401 code for a protein of 207 amino acids. Gene Ontology annotation, biological process: regulation of transcription by RNA polymerase II; developmental process.